GGUGUUAUGCAAGCGAAACCGUCAGUAGGUCAACAGCAUUAUCAUCAAAAUAAUAAAUCAUUAUUCCACUCAUAAUGUACAUUAAACAAUCGUUUCUUUACUUAUCUAUAGACAGGUGUAGUUAAAAACGAUAUAUUUUUACAUCAAUUGAUCUUUUUGUAUAUUUUUUUUCUCAUCAUGUCAUAGUUUUACUUUUAGAGUAUUAAAUAUUUUUACAGCGCUGGAUCUAACUUUUAAAAAAAUCAAAUGAAGAAUUAAAUGUUCAAUAAUGACAGAAACUAUUAUUCAACUUAUAUAAUAUUUUUAAAAUAGAUAAAUUACUAUCUUACCUAUCUGAAAAAUAAAAUUAUAUAUGUACUUUUUUUAUUUUAACUGGUAGGUUUUGGUAUUAGUAGUGAAGUAGUAUUUGCAGUAAUCUUACUAGUAGUUAUUGUGAAAUUGGCUUAUACUUUUCGCACGCUCUUGUUUCGCACCUGAGCAUGUCUUUAGCUUCUUCUAUCAUCUCUGCCCCUUGUAUUAACAACUGGUGGUUGCAGUUACAGGCGAUGAAAUGGCCACAAUUACUGCCACACAGCGUGUGGUGAAUAAUCAUCUGACCAACAUCAAUUAUCAUCAUUUGUCAAGUGUAAUUAAAUACUUGAAUAAUCAGCAACAGACACCACAACAACUGCAACAGCCAAAAACAUGGACCACAACCAAUGCAUUGUCAAUAUCGCAAAGAUAUUUUGAGAAGAUUGCCCCAGCAUCUGUUGGCAUUCCAGCAUUGAUGAAUCAAAAUUUUUAUGAUAUGCAGGAUUCUGGUUCAGAUGCAUCUGGUCAUGAUGGCUAUGGAAGACACAGGAGACAUAAUAGGGACAAGGAACCUAUAUUUCAAUGCCCCGACUGUGAUAAAAGGUAUCGCUCUAAAACCAGCUUAAGUCUACACAAACGUCUUGAAUGUGGAAAAGAACCAGCCUUCCAGUGCCCAUACUGCCCGCUCAAAACACAUCAGAAAGGUAACCUGCAAGUGCAUAUAAAAAAGAAACACAACGAUCACGGAGAACUUAAUAGGACUUAUUGAAUUAUAUUAGUAAAACAACAUUGGUCUGAUAAACAUUUAGAGAGAUGAUAGUGCCAUCCUCCCAGAGUCAUAACUUUUAAUACAUUUCCAAAGGACAUAAACAAUAGAAAUAUUCCAAUUUAUCUCAAUACAUAAACCAAAAUAUAUAAAAUAGAUUCAAAAGGCUGGUUAUAAAACUCAUUUGCUUAAAUUAUAUUUCUUAAACUAAUAUUUUUUUUUUACUUUGUUGAGUAAUUUUAGGUUAAUUGAUGAAUUGUUAAUUGAUAAAUUAUUAAUUAAUAAAAACAACUCUAAUAUUAAUAAUACAUUCAAAAACUACCCUUUUAGUUACUUUAUUAUUGAUAAGAUUUAUUUUUCUUUAUAAAAAUUAUUAAUUUUCAUUUAAUAACUUAUUUUUUAUCCCAUAUAUUGGAGUAUCAUGAAAACAGGGUGUUAUUUUUCAUAUUUACAUAUACUCCUUAUAAUUUCCUUAUUAAUAAAUUUUAUGUUUUCUGAUACUUGAGUAACUAAUUUCUUAUAAUAUCAAUUUACGUAUACGGUAUUAAUCUCUAAUUAAUAUAUAAUGCAAACGACUGAUGUGCUUUUCUUACCAAAAUUAUGUAAAAACGUAAAACAUUCGACCCGUACCUUUUGGCACUGAAAUUCACAGAUGAAAAUGAAUCACCCAAAUCAAAUCUAUUGUAUAUAAUAUAUUAGAAGAAAAAACAGUACAAAAUAUGUGUUCGUUUAACAUAAGAGUAUAUACACUCUUGAUAACAAUUUAUUUUAUGGACCAAAAUGUCUGCAUAUCUGAGUUUCCAAACAAUAACAAAUAAAUUAUGUGACCAUUUAAUAUUUUUGAGGGUUGCGUAAUUAAUGACACAUUGGUACUACAUGCCUUGUCCAUGUAAUCAUUUAUUAUAAUUUUAUUCAUACCAAAGUUUUUUUUAAGUACAAAUGAUAGAUAUAAUUAACAUAAAUAUAAUUUUUCCUUAAUGAUUGUAGUAUUUUGUUUUAGUAUUAUAAUACAAUAUGUUUAAAAAAUAGUUUAUAAUAUGCCAUUAUUUUUACCAAAGUUACCUAUCUCAAACUACUAAGAUAUUUAUGUACUGUUAACUAAACCGUUUACAAAAAUGUGCCUUACACUUGGCUACCCGUGACUUACUAUUUUAAUAAAUAUUUCCUGGUUUUAAACAAUUAAAAACGGUUCAAUGAGACUCAUACUGGGUGGUAUAUUAUCUCUUUAAAUGCAGUAAUAAAAUAAAAUACAUAACAUUACUUUCCAAAGAAUAUACAAAUAAUAAUUAUUUCAUUUUAAAAAUGCAAUGUUGCUCUCUUGACCUAAGAUCUCCAAAGAUAUAUAUAAAUAUAUAUAUUAUUAAAUAUUAUAUAAUACAAUAAUUUAUAAAAGUUUAAUUAUUAGCAAUAAGAAACAUACUGUCUGAAUGUAAAAUCUAUAAAAAAAAUCCACCUCAUAUUACUACGAGUAGUUUAUUCCGUUAAUGAGUGCAAUUUUUCCUAUUUUAUAAAAUGUAACUAUGUAUAAAAAAAAAGUUAUACGUCUUGUUCCUAGUUACUUUUUUAAUAUUUAUUUACAUAUUCAUAUAUUAGUUAUGUAUAUAUAUAUUAUAUAUAUAUAAAUUAACAUAUUAUUAUUACUAUUAUUAUUUUUUGUAAUUUUAUUUUUUGUAGUACAUUUGUCUACCUCAUUAAUAGCUUUAAAAAACAAAAUGUACAAUAUUACUGUUUAUUUUUUAAACUAUUAUUUAUUAUUAUUACAUCACUUAUUGCAUUAGAUAUUAAGCCAUCAAGACUAAACCAACACUUGAAGUACAAAUAUGCGAUUGCAGGAAUUUAUUCAAAUUAAUAAUUUUAAUGUAAUUUGUAGGGUAUAAUAAUAUUCAUCUAGUUAGUUUAUACAGGGGUUCUUUUUCGUGUAGCUAUACAUUAUUUUACUAGACUUGCCUAUAUGAUUUAGAACCUUACAUAAGUUUUAUUUUUCCGGUGGUAAUAUUGUUCCUAAUACCAAAAAUAUAUGUUAUGUAAUUCCUACUAUGGAGGAAAUGGGAGAUAUUUAUCUAGAAACAAUAUUAUGAUAUUAAGUUUUGCUUAUAAAAAUAAACGCUAGAUAGAAUUGUGUGCGCUAUAGUUCAAUGUCAUAUUCAAAGCAAUAUAUAUGUAACCUAGUUGGACAUGAGACUUAGACAAAAGGCAAUAACUUUAUGUAGCAAAUAAUUUUAAUAUCUAAGCCCAUUUAACAAAUUUGUGUUAGAAUUAUUGAACCCCAAAUUAUUGUUUGUUUUUUUUUUUUGAAAAA
This is a messenger RNA of Metopolophium dirhodum (rose-grain aphid), 3356 nucleotides long. RefSeq names its product longitudinals lacking protein. The record is from RefSeq and is a predicted model, not a curated record. The transcript is spliced from 2 exons. NCBI's taxonomy places the organism in Eukaryota, Metazoa, Arthropoda, Insecta, Hemiptera, Aphididae. Bases 551 to 1060 code for a protein of 169 amino acids. Gene Ontology annotation, molecular function: sequence-specific DNA binding; DNA-binding transcription factor activity, RNA polymerase II-specific. Gene Ontology annotation, biological process: regulation of transcription by RNA polymerase II. Gene Ontology annotation, cellular component: nucleus.